AUUGUCUUUUGUUUUCUCAUUAGAACUAGAACGCUGAUGGCUGAAGUGGUUGAAGUUAAAAACUGUCGGAAGCGAUCACUACAAGUGCAAACGGUUAAGCUACUCCGGCGCUGAAGUAAUCAGCCUACGAUAACUUCGCGGAUUCAAGCCUUGCAGGAUACCUCUGGUUACUGGUGCCCCUGAUAUCUUGUCAUCUGUAGCCAGCCAGGUAGUUCACCCGGUUGGGUGGUCUUGCGUUCGACGAACUUUCGCUCUCUCCCAGGCCCUGUCGUUUUGGCGGGCUUUUCCGAAUUCUGAGGAAGUAUGGCUCGGCGGAGGUCGCCAUCCUCUGGGUCAUCCCCUCUCGGUGCAGUCCCAGAGCUGUCGCUGGAAGACUACGACCCCAUGCCUUACGAGGAGCUGAUCUGCGCCAUCUGCCACUCUGUGCUGCGCGAUCCCGUCGAGUGCCCCUGCCACCACGUCUUUUGUCGCCGCUGCAUCUGGGAGUGGGUCCACAAGGACAACAGCUGCCCGAUAUGCCGCAAGCGGGGCAUCUCGGCCGUUACACCUGUACCGCCUUUUGUACGAAACAUGCUCAACUCUCUCAAGGUGAAGUGCCGAAAUGCUGGCUGCAAUGCCCGUGUACCUGCGGAAAGUUUUGUGCAUCACACGAGUGCGUGCGAGUUUCAUGAAGUAAGCUGCCCACACGAAGCCUGCGAACAUCGGUGUCAACGACGUUUGCUAGAAUCUCACGUGAAGCAGUGUCCACUACGCGAGGUCACAUGCGAGAAGGGUUGUGGAUUGGUUCUCACACGGGGCCGCCUCAAAAGCCACAGCUGUGUGGAUGAACUCAAGCGUAAGCUAGACGAAGCCACAUCCGAGUGUGACGAUUGGCGACAGAAGGCCGCGGACGCAACAGAAGCCCUGAACCGGCUCCGCGACACGUUGCGCCGCUUGGGCGAUACGGCAGUGGUUCUGGAGAGCAGCAUCGGUGACCUGAACGAACAACUUCGCUCGGCCAAUAGGCUGACCGCCCCUGGGCCGCACAAUCAUCAGUCAACAACGGCUGCAGCGAGGCCGAGCCGAAUCGUCCAACAUCCCAGCAUCCACAGCACCAGCACCAUCAAUCUAGGUGCUUUGUUUGGCACCCAAACAAUGCAAAUUUUUGGAGAGGAUGACAGUGAAUCUGACCUCUCAGAAGGUUCACCCGAUGUGGAAGAGUCCUUCUCCGAUGUACCUUAGUCCGAACUGCUUCUUAAAUUGAAACCGAAACUUGUCAAUGUUUCUUAAUCAUCUGCAGUCGCCACCUUGUUUCUCUUUUGAAACCGUUUUGUUUGCCUGUUAAAAGGGGGAAACUGCGCUUUAAAACACUUGUUUAAAAUUAAAAUUCAUGAAUGCUUUUGAUUAAACGUUCUGAGUGUUUGUACGUUUGGGUGCCGAUUUUGAUAAUGUAAUUAUUUUUGUAGUACAUUAUGCAGUUCCUAGAAUAUCAAGCACUUGUGCCUUUUUGUGGGCAAGAUUUUUCCUAACCUGGGGGAGUUACCAAGUAAAUGGGCAUAUUGUAAUAAUCUGGAAUGAAAACGGGAAUAAAUCUUCUAAGCCUAUCGAACAAAAGUUAUGAUAUGUUAAACAUUUGUGAGUGAGUUGAUGUCGGGCCAUGAUUUCGCUCACAAAUGUUCAACAUGCUGUAACUUUUGUUCAGAUGGGUUUAGAAAAUCCAUUCUUGUUAUAUUGCAUACAAUUCUCAUGCCACACUAUUGUAAUAUGCUAAUUUGCUUCGUAACUCUCUCAGUUUAGGAAAGAUCUUGCUUACUAAAAGGCGUGAAGAGUGCUUGACAAUUUAAGAUACGUAUUGUACUAGAAAAAUGCUUGAAAUUGGCACACAAAUAAGCUAGAAAUCUCUGCAAGUUCCAUCAAAAAUAUAAAGAAAAAAUGUUUUUAAGUGUAGCAUUCCUUCUUAAAACGUGUUUUAAGUGUUCUUCCAGGGUACAGAGAAUCAAACAUACCUCACAAGCUGCUUGUUAUAUUGUGAAACUGGGCUGUUGCAGGAAUAUUGUCAUCAGGUUCAUUGAAAUAGACAAAUCCUUUGCAGCAUCUUUCUUAGCUGCUCAUCAGAUGCAAAUGACCUUGGAGGUAGUCAUAGUGGUAGCUCUUUGUCUCUGGGAUUACUGUUUGGCUCCUGGAUGACACAGUUUCUUGGUGAACAUGGAAGUGACUUGUACCACAGUCUGCUCCUUGGUUGCAUGAAUUCCUAGAAGGUCGGCGAGCUUUUCGCUACCUAUAGUUUUUUAUUAAGUUUCUUUAAGGCCGCAGGACAAAUCACUUGUACAGGUAACUUUCUGCACUGUACAACGCACAGCUUUGAAGAAAACUUGGAGCAAACACCGAUUUUCUUAAACAUUCGGUCUGAAAACGAAAAAUGCAGCCAUUGGAAGACUGCCAUACUGAUAUGACUGGAAGUGGCAUGUAAGAAAGCUAAAUUUUACAGAUUACAGGUGAUGGCAUUUUGAUAUAAAGGUGAAGUCGCAAGCGAUUUCUAACCCAAUAUCCAGAGAACUCUGCCGCCAUUUGGUUUGAGCUGUGAAAAUCUUGUUGCAUUUAGAAAAGGAAGCCAGUUUUAGGCAAUUGAAAGCAAGGGAAUCUUUAUUUGAGAAAAGCUCGAGGAGAUCACUAAAGAAUGAAACGCACAAACUUUACAAUUUUAUAACCGCUUGCCAAUAAUUGAUGUCGCUGUUCUCUGAACUUCAUCUGUUUUAGCUAAAGCAGUGAAAUGUAAGGCAUUGGUUUGCAGCUUUUCUGAAAAUAAUUGUCCAUUCCUGACCAGGGCCCAUGGGAAUGAUGUACCCACCUCAGCUGGAGACUGCUUGCGCAUGCCAGUAAAACUUGUUCAUCUCUUCUGUAGGAUUGUGAACAGAGGAGUUGUGAUAAUCGUUUCCUUUGCAUACUUGCAAUAUGCCUAAGAAAUGCCCCUGACCCUCAUAAACUGCAGCCAAUGUUAGGAAGCACAGUGAUCUACCAGAGAUUUUUUGGCAAAAUUGUAAAUUUUGUUGUAGUUCUAAUGGGAUGUGCACCCUCAGAAACCUUAAGUAGUAAGGCUGUGUGUUUGCCUGAGAGAUUUGUGUAAAAGCCUUGAUUCACACACUUUCUCUGACUUUGUACGUUUCAUACAUAAUAUUCACCAUGGAAGGGCAAAGAGUACAAAACAAAACUGCGAAAAUGUGUGGGGAGCCGGUAUAGAACUGGCGGAUGUUAAAAUAUGAGCAGCAGUAAUCUGCUUGAGUGUGAGAUGAAAAAUUUAAGGGCACCGUUUUUAAUAUUGCAGAUGUAACUCUAAGAAAUGCAGCUCAAAUUUUCUGAUUGAACCUGUCUUAUAUUCGCACAGCAACUCGUCGACCAUUGGUUGUUGUCUUAGAUGAGCUGGUAGACCCCUUUUUGUGCAAUUUAGUGCAGUGUUUGUAUUGCUUCUUGUGAUAAUUGUCUCCCAGCUGUCAUAAACAUGUGCCUUUGUGAUAUUUUUUCUAUACAAUAAUUUUAUGUUAGUUUUGUGUACCUCAAUUAUCAUUAUUUUUUCCAUUUUGUGGCAUUAACUGUUGUCAUGACAGUAAAGGUGUGUUUCAGCAGCUUAUCUUCACUGUGGCACUCAUUGGUGGAAAGAGUGAGCAAAAGUGAGGUUUUUAAUCAAGUGCUGUGAAAUCUGGGUGAAUUGCUGUCUAUCACUUUAAGUGGUUUCUGUUUGAAGCAUUAGACAGCGAAAUAUAACUUGUCCACGGUGUUUUGUUUUAUUGAACUCCUGAGUGACUUGAGCAACAACAAAAUUUCCAUGUGAUCUUCAACAAGGUGCUUAAAGAGACACUUAAAGGGACACUAAAGAGCAAAAUGAUUUUUCUCACAUUAGUAAAGUAGUCUUCCACGAUACCAAAAACACCACGCUUGCUGCGAGAAGACGCUUAAUAAACGAGAAAACGCGCAAAAAGAAAAUACAGGUGGCGACGCCACCUUUGAAUUCCCGCACCAUUUGCUGUGACGUCACAUAUUUUUUACGGCACCUGCUUGGGCCUACGUAGUUCCUAAUUACGUAGUUCCUAAUUGGUUCAAUCGAAGCACAUUGUCCUCUGAGGGGUCCAGAGACUUGACAUAACGAGUUUGUGGAAAUUUCGUCGAGCCAGUGGCGCCAAAAUACGUUAAAUGCUCUUUGAAACCUUUUACGUCACGAAUUACAAAGUUCGGCGCGAAAUUUAAAAAUGAAACUUUGAACUUCGUUUUCUCCUCUAAUAAUAAACCUAUGGUGGUGAAAUAAACUGCACAAGAGUUCUCCGAGCACACUUUAUCAAUCUAAACCAAUUCAUUGCUUCUCUUUAGUGUCCCUUUAAGAGCAAAACGAUUUUUCUCAUAUUAGUAAAGUACUCUUUCACGAUACCAAACACACCACGCUUUCUGCGAGAAGACUCUUAGUAAUCGAGAAAAGGCGCCAAAACAAAAUGUGGGUGGCGACGCCACCUUGAAGUUUCCGCACCAUUCGCCGUGACGUCACAUGUUUUGAUGGCGCCUACUAGGGACUACGUAGUUCCUAAUCGGUAGAAGCUAAGUACAUUGUCCUCUGAGAGGGCCAUAGACUUAACAUACCAAGUUUGGGGUAAUUUUGUUGAGCUAAUGGCGCCAAAAUACGAAAAGUACACUUUAAAAUCCGUGACGUUAUGCGGAGAGAUUUCGCUGCGAAAAUUAAAAAUGAAACUCUGAACUUGAUUUUCUCGUCUAUUAAUAAACCUAUGACGGCAAAAUUAGAGUUCUCAGAGCCCAAUUUAUCGAUCUAAACUGGUUCAUUGUUUCUUUUUAGUGUCCCUUUAAGAUGAAGUGCUAUAUACUCAUAAUAUACUCAUAUGCCAUAUAAAGUGCUAUAUAGCACUAUGUAAAUGUCUAUAUAGUAUUAUGUAUUAUCUGCUGUUUGUAAGGAAAUUUGUGCGUUUGUUGCUAUUUGUAUUGACUCCUGCUUCGAUAUUAUUUUUUGUACUGCCAUAAGUUAUAUUAUGGUGAAUAAAUUUUUUCUAGUAA
This is a messenger RNA of Rhipicephalus sanguineus (brown dog tick), 5028 nucleotides long. RefSeq names its product RING finger protein 151. The record is from RefSeq and is a predicted model, not a curated record. Gene Ontology annotation, biological process: positive regulation of JNK cascade; tumor necrosis factor-mediated signaling pathway; protein K63-linked ubiquitination. Gene Ontology annotation, molecular function: zinc ion binding. Gene Ontology annotation, cellular component: plasma membrane signaling receptor complex. The transcript has 5 exons. Lineage: Eukaryota; Metazoa; Arthropoda; Arachnida; Ixodida; Ixodidae. Bases 304 to 1221 code for a protein of 305 amino acids.